Messenger RNA from Vitis riparia (riverbank grape), 1788 nucleotides. Its product is annotated as MDIS1-interacting receptor like kinase 2-like. Lineage: Eukaryota; Viridiplantae; Streptophyta; Magnoliopsida; Vitales; Vitaceae. Gene Ontology annotation, cellular component: plasma membrane. Gene Ontology annotation, biological process: protein phosphorylation; hormone-mediated signaling pathway. The record is from RefSeq and is a predicted model, not a curated record. Gene Ontology annotation, molecular function: protein binding; protein kinase activity; ATP binding. The transcript has 2 exons. Bases 121 to 1692 code for a protein of 523 amino acids.
UUGCAUCAUAACAAUCUUACUGGUGUCAUCCCUUCAUCUUUUGGCAAUCUUACCAAUUUGACUUAUCUUUAUCUUCAUGGUAAUCAAAUAAGUGGCUUUAUCCCUCCUCAAAUUGGGAAAAUGAAGAAUCUGAAUCGUUUGAAUCUGGGUUAUAACAACCUUAUUGGUGUCAUCCCUUCAUCUUUUGGCAAUCUUACCAAUCUAACUUUUCUUACUCUUAGAGGUAAUCAAAUCAGUGGUUUUAUCCCUCCUGAAAUUGGGUAUCUUACAGAUUUAACAUAUCUAGAUCUCAGUGCGAAUCAAAUCAAUGGUUUCAUCCCUGAAGAAAUAGUGAAUUUGAAGAAAUUGAGUCAUCUAGACAUGAGUAAUAACUUAAUAAGUGGAAAGAUACCUUCACAGUUGGGAAAUUUGAAAGAAGUAGAAUACUUCAAUCUCUCCUACAAUAAUCUCUCUGGCACAAUUCCUCAUUCUAUUUCUAAUAACUACAUGUGGACGUCAAUUGAUUUAUCACACAAUCAGUUGGAGGGUCAGUCCACAACUCCACAUGAGGCAUUUGGCCACGACAAAGGUUUAUGUGGUGGAAUCAAAGGUUUGUCGCAUUGUAAGAAAAGACACCAAAUCGUUCUCAUCGUUGUUAUUUCUUUAUCUGCAACCUUGUUGCUUUCAGUUACAGCCCUUGGGUUUCUCUUCCAUAAACAAAAGAUAAGAAAAAAUCAAUUAUUGAAGACAACAAAGGCAAAAAAUGGAGAUUUGUUUUCCAUAUGGGACUAUGAUGGUACGAUUGCAUAUGAUGACAUCAUCCAAGCCACUGAAGAUUUUGACAUCAAAUACUGUAUAGGCACCGGAGGCUAUGGGAGUGUUUACAGAGCACAACUGCCUAGCGGAAAAGUGGUUGCCUUAAAAAAACUUCAUAGUUGGGAAAGAGAGGAUCCAACUUACCUGAAAAGCUUUGAAAAUGAAGUUCAAAUGUUAUCAACAAUACAACAUCGUAAUAUUGUGAAACUUCAUGGCUUUUGUCUACAUAACAGAUGCAUGUUUCUCGUUUACAAAUAUAUGGAAAAAGGAAGCUUGUAUUGUAUGUUGAGGGAUGAAGUUGAGGUCAUGGAAUUGGAUUGGAUUAAAAGGGUAAAUGUUGUUAAAAGCAUUGCUAGUGCUUUAUCUUACAUGCAUCAUGACUAUGUCAUGCCCAUCAUUCAUCGAGACAUAUCAAGUAGCAACAUUUUGCUGGAUUCUAAGCUUGAAGCUUGUGUAUCUGAUUUUGGCACUGCAAGACUGUUAGAUCCCGACUCAUCCAAUCAAACCCUUCUUGUAGGCACUUACGGUUAUAUUGCACCAGAGCUUGCUUAUACUAUGGUUGUGACUGAAAAAUGCGACGUUUAUAGCUUUGGGAUGGUUGCAUUGGAGACAAUGAUGGGAAUGCAUCCAGGAGAACUUGUCACCUCAUUAUCAUCUUCAUCAACUCAAAGCACAACAUUAAAGGAUGUAUUAGAUUCACGCCUUUCAUCUCCUAAAAGUACAAGAGUUGCUAAUAAUGUAGCUCUUAUUGUGUCAUUGGCGCUCAAAUGUCUCCAUUCUAAUCCACAUUUUCGUCCAUCCAUGCAAGAAGUGUCUUUGAAACUUGUUUCUACAAAGUCAUUCCCACAACCCAUCAGUGCAAUAUCACUUUUGCAACUAAAAAACGAAGUUAUUUAAAUGGCAUGUGAGUUGGUAUGUAAUUGGAGUGAAGAUGUUUAUUUUCCAUUUUUCUUUUUCAUGCAUGUUAGUAAUGAGAAUUUUAUAGUAUAUGUA